AUGUCUGCCGUCUAUGAGAUUGCAAUUUCAAUAUUUCAUGGGGCUGCUGGGCCGGAUCCAAAUUUGGCAUACGGAAUACUGAAAUCGGGCGGCACUUCGGUGGACUGGCCGAAAACUCUGACGUCGAUUUCCAUUGCAGGCAAAGGGGUGGUCAACCCCAUAACUCCCAUAGCGAGAGAUCUUUACCAGACAGCAACCAGCGCGACUGUAACAGGAACCGGCACGUUUGGACAGUAUCUAGCCAACGGAAUACCAGCGCCUUGGCCGCCAGGCUUCACAGGCCCUAUAACCAUCGCUGCCAGUUCUACUGCAACGUCAAUUUCAACCCCAUCAUCGACACAAGCUACACCGACACCUGACACCUCGGUAACUUCUGGCGGAACGACUACUACUACAUCGAAUACAGAGACCGUCACAAGCAAUCGCCCGACUUCGACCCCCAAGGCCCCGUCGGCUGUCUCGCCGUCCUCAUCGGGAAUCUCAACAGGCGCAGUUGCUGGAAUUGCGAUUGGGUGCGCUUUCGUCGGUCUCGUCAUUGGCCUCCUUGCUGCAUCUUGUCUUUUCAGGCGCAAAGCAGCAAAGCGCGGCAAAACGCUGGACCACGCAGCCAUACAUGAUGAACUCGAGGUGUAUCCCUCGGGCAAAGGGGCCCCGAUCAAUGACAUGCAACUGAGCCAGUUCCUACUCGAGCCCACACCGGACAGAGAUGUUGCUCAAGAAACCCAGUCGAUUGGCGCACUCAUCGACCAACAUGUCGAAAGCUACUACCACCACCACCCAAUCGCAGGCGACCAGAGAGCUCCCGCUUCUGCUCUCGCCGACCUUGGUUUUCCGUUCAGCAGCGCCGCGUCCCUAGAUGCUCAGGGCGCUACUGCGCUUUGCCUUGAUCCACGCAGCCGACAAGUCGGCCUGCGCCAUGCCAUCAUGCGAGUCCUGUUCAGCAGCAUCGACGUACACUCUUCUCAAGGCCCGUCAAUGCUACCCGCACCAGUCGCCUCCUUUUUACGAGCUAUUCCCCCAGCCGAAAGCGACCGCCUCGGCGACCCUCAAGCAAAUGAGUUGGCUCUUCGAAAGUGGCGCAAGCUGUCGGCCUUUCUUCUCCAUCCGGCCCGCAGCCAGCGAACCCCUCUCCCCACAACCGGAGAUGCAACGGUGGAGGCGCAGGCCCAGGAGCUGGCCAGGUCGCUCAACACGUUUCUGCGCUUCUUUGUCGACAAGCAGCACCAGCAGCAGCAGGUGGACCAUCUGCAGGCGGUUAUUGAGGAGUGUGCGAAGCUGGGCUACAUGCUCUUUUCUCAUCCAUGUGACUGGGCGUUCAUCUUUGAGCCGGAUCCCGUGCGAGGAGGAGUCGUGGUGGUCGAGGCUGGUCUGCGCAAGGUGGUUGUUGACCGAGACAUGGCUCCUUCCCCCACAACCUCUUCUCUUGGCGCGUUUCCCCAGAUUCUAGUUGAGCCUGUCAUGGUGGCUACUUGA
Molecule: messenger RNA, 1473 nt
Organism: Beauveria bassiana ARSEF 2860
Lineage: Eukaryota; Fungi; Ascomycota; Sordariomycetes; Hypocreales; Cordycipitaceae
Exons: 2
Coding region: 1-1473 (490 amino acids)
Source: RefSeq, a predicted model, not a curated record